AUGUCAGAGAAGGAAUUAUACGACCUAUUCCAUCAGCCCCCUUCCAUUACCGGGGAAACAGACGCAGUGUGUCACUACUUUCAGAUAAACUUGGUGCUCCACGAGUACCUCCACAACGAGUACCGACGCUCCUUCGUUGAGUUCCACUUCAAGCUGUGCGACAUGAUCAACUCGGACCCGUACGUGGGUGCCAUGGUGGCCAACGUUGGGAUCACUUGCCCAGUACCACCGAAAUUGCAACAUUUAGUAAACAUGACAGUGCCGUCGACUGUCAAUUUCAAAUUCAAGUGGCCUUUCAAGAAGUGCAUGGCGCAGGUGGAGUUCGCGCUCACGUCGACCGGCGAGUCGAUGGCGAUGGGCAACUUCUACCUCACUUUCGCUGAUAAGAAGUUUCAGCUGUAAUUUUAUGAAAAUUAAAGUUUUGAAACUAUAACUAGUGUAAUUACUACAGUAAUGUGCAAAAAUAAGGCAAGAAAGUACCUACCUAUGUACCUAUGUUAUGUAGUACCUAAUCCAAUUUAUUUUAUUCAAGUAACAAGAUUUAUCACAACACAAAGCCUUACAAUUUACAAUAUACCUAAGGUUUAUU
Ostrinia furnacalis (Asian corn borer) is the source of this 589-nucleotide messenger RNA. RefSeq lists its product as uncharacterized. NCBI's taxonomy places the organism in Eukaryota, Metazoa, Arthropoda, Insecta, Lepidoptera, Crambidae. The coding region runs from base 1 to 402 and encodes 133 amino acids. The transcript is spliced from 3 exons. The record is from RefSeq and is a predicted model, not a curated record.